Symbiodinium sp. CCMP2456 is the source of this 2769-nucleotide messenger RNA. The record is from the annotation of a GenBank genome assembly. Lineage: Eukaryota; Dinophyceae; Suessiales; Symbiodiniaceae.
AUGGUCGCAAGCGCAAGCAAAGAGGCCGGAAAGUCAGUGUCCUGCCACCUCGAGCAGCUGCCUAGACUGGAAGACAUGGAUCUUCCGAACUUCUGGGCAGGUGAGGACCUCGAGGAGUUGGAAGGCAGCGAGGUGCAGACCCACGCCCUGAGACUCCGAGAGGAGCUCCCGGAGGACUUCGCGCAACUCUGCGAGAAGCUGAAGAAGCUGACGUCUUCAGAGCUCGAGAGCCUGAGCUUCGCAAGCUACCAGUGGGCUUGGAGCAUCUACUCCUCUAGGGUCAUGUCCUUGAGUGUCAGCGAGGGCAGCCCGAUCUUCGCCAUAGUUCCAGGGCUGGACAUGUUCAAUCAUUCGCCCCGGAUGCCUCCUGGGCUCUUCAAGUUGGAUUGCGAACGGAACAUGGUCGUCAUGAGAGCCGGUGUGCGGUUGGUUGCUGGCGAGCAGGUCUUCAUCAACUACGCACAGCCUAUGUUCAACAGCCAAAUGCUGCAGUCCUUUGGGUUUGUGCUUGAGGAGGAGGCGCUUCAAAGCUCCCAGGUCACGCUCUCACUUCAGGUUUCUGCUGCCAAGCUGAUGCUGCAAAAGCGGCUCCUGGAUGCUACCGACGGAGGCCACGAGAUGCUUCACAGCCCAGCAUCGGCUGACUUCGAAGGGUUGCAAGAGCUGAUCGUCCGGCACACGCUCACAUUGCAGGAGCCACUGCCCCCUGCAUUCUUGGGUAUGGUUCGGGCUCAGCACCUGCAGGGAGAUGCGCUAGCGCACCCGUCUGCGUCUGCAUCGUGCCUGCAGGGUCUGCAGGGCCCCCAAGCCAAAGAGGAGAUGCGAGCUUUGCUCCUGGUGUCCCUACUCUUGGAGGGCAAAUUGCAGGAACUCCGCGGCGGCGGCGAGUUGGAAGAUCUCAGGGUGCUGCAGAGCGGCUCUCUCUCUCGUGCUCGCCGCCUGGCGCUGUUGCAGCGCUGCGGCGAGCGGCGGGUUCUGUUGGCAGCCCGUGCGGAGGCGGAGCGGCUGCAGCUUCGCUGCCUGCAGCAGGCCCUGGACCGUUCAACGGAUUACCGGGAGAAAUGCGAGCACUGCCCGGACUGCCAGAAGGCUCAAACGCCAUGGCUGCACCGACUGCAGGCAGCGAGCGGCCGUUUGCGGGCAGAAGUUUCAUCCGUGGCGAGUCUCAGCAAAAGCCUCUUCGACCGCCUGGAGGCGAGCCAUUUAAUGCAAGCCUGCCACCUCAUCAACCUCUGGGUCGUAGGCAUAUCUCCGCCGACCGUGCCUCUCGAGACCGUGCAGAAGCUCUGCAUGGCCCCAGCCACCUGGCCCGAGUCUUGGAUGUCCCCAACUCUGAAGGCAAAGAAUCAGCCGAAGGUUUGGGAGGCUGAGAAAAGCUCCGAGUAUCUUCAGAUCUACGUGCAGAAGUUGCAGCUAUGGGGAUCUUGGCUCCUGGCCCAAUGGAUGCAUGCAGAGGCCGUUUUGGUGGAGGAGCUCAGCGCCAUGGGAUCGGAGCAGGUGUCUCUCCGCCAGAAGUACGCCUGGAGCCUCCCGACGCCGGAGGCCCUGGAGGCCUUGCAGCGGAGGGCACCUCUGUUGGAGGUCGGGGCCGGCAAGGGCUACUGGGCGUCCUUGCUGAGAGAGCGGUCGGUGGACAUCCUGGCCUUUGAUUCGGCCCGCCCGAACCCGAGAUUCAACCCCGAGGCGCCUGAGGCCGUUUUGGAGGAGUCGAAGUCUACGAAGUUCUGUGAGGUCUUGGAGGGAGGGGUCGAGGCGGUGCAAGAGCAUCAGGCUGGGAGGGCUUUGGUCUUGAUGUGGCCGGACUGGUUGGGUUUGGGUACCUAUGGCCUGGAGUGCUUAAAGGCCUAUGAAGGCAAAGAGCUGAUCCUCGUCGGCGAGUGGCGGACAAGCACCUUCGGAUCCUAUGCGCCCAACAUCUCUCAGCAUGGCCAAUCCUUUUCCCUUGAGUUUCAGAAGAAAGUCGAGAGUGACUUCUGCCUGGUAGAAAGGAUCGAGUUACCGAGAUGGCCCCUGUUCUUGGAUUGCUUGCAGAUCUUCCGGCGCGUGCAAGCCUUGAUGAAUCUGUGCAGUUCACUGACUGGUCGACGUGGUCCAGUGUGGCGGCGAGGGCGGAUCACAACACAGGAGCGAACCUCCGAGGACAUUGCAGACUACCUCCUUUCGGGGGAGAACGACUACGCCUCCUUUCAGGAGAUCUGCAAAAACUUCGAUCCGCCAGCGGACCCGCAGCAAAUCCGCGCCGUCAUCGAGAGAUGUCCAGAUAGGUUCACAGUCAGCAGAGACACCGUGACGGUCGUCGAUGCGCAGCGGAAAGAAGCCAUCACCUGCAUGAUUAAGAAGCUGGUGGUGCGGGACAUGGCACAUGUGGAGAUUGACCCGAACAAGGCGUGUGAGCACAUCUGGCAAGCGGCUCACUACGCUCUGAAGGCAACGCCGUGCCGAGUCGCGCAGAUCCUCGGCUCUGUGGCGAAGGCGACCCUGACGUACCCGGACGAGGUUGGGAAAGGAGUUUAUCCGGCCAAUAUGCCCCUGGCCCUUGCCUGCCUCAUCGACCGCAUGGUCUACUUGGCCCGACAGCGAGGCUCCAAGCUCUUGGAGAAGGCUCUCAGCCCGAAGCUCUACGACAUCCUGCUUCGGAGGUGGGUGGUUGGGCGGAUCAAAGGCAGCCAGUUCCUCGCGAACAUGAUUCUCUUGUGGGAACGCCUUGGCUACUUCGAGGCCAAGGACCUCGAGAAGUGCAAGGAAUCGCUGUCUCGGCCCCAGUUGUGA